CCGCCGGUACAGUACCCUUCCAUCGAUGAGAAGGAGGAUGACGAUAGCUUGCAUAAUCCGGACGGGGAGGAUGAUAGACACCUCGGCCUGAAGGAGUGUUUUGCUCAUUGCAGCUGGAGGUUUCUGCUCACUUUUAUGUGCUUCAUCUUGCUCAUGAUCGGACCAGCGGUGUUGUUUAUUGUCUGGCCAAUCGUCACUUAUGGGCACCUUGGGAGAGAUAAUUCGGAUAGGGAAGGCGAGGAGAUAUCGAAACACAAGCAUCCGAUAUUAGGUGCCGUGAGGACCUCGUUGAUCGAUCCGGACACCCCCAAGUACGCCAUGACACGGGACUCUGUCCUGGGCCAAGGCAAGCUCAAACUCGUCUUCAGCGACGAAUUCAACCAGGACGGCCGCACAUUCUACGAAGGCGACGACCAAUUCUGGCAAGCGGCCGACUUCCACUACGCUGCAACAAACGACCUGGAAUGGUACGACCCGGACGCCAUAACGACGGCCAACGGGACCCUGCAGAUCAAAAUGCAGGCCAUUCCCAACCACAAUUUGGAUUACCGUUCCGGAAUGUUGCAGAGCUGGAACAAGAUGUGCUUCAAGGGCGGAGUAAUGGAGGUCUCGGCAUCUCUUGCGGGACCUGCCGGUGUGCCCGGACUGUGGCCGGGGAUUUGGACGCUGGGGAACCUUGCACGCCCCGGCUACCGUGCGACGAGUGAUGGCGUCUGGCCUUAUUCUUACGAUCAGUGCGAUGCUGGAAUCACGCCGAAUCAGUCGAGCGCGGAUGGUUUGUCGUUCCUGCCGGGACAGCGACUCGCGAAAUGUGUGUGUACCGGUGAGGACCAUCCUACGCCAGGAAGGGGGAGAGGUGCGCCGGAGAUAGAUGCCUUGGAGGGAGCGGCGGAGUAUGAUAUGCGGGUCGGCGUCGUUACCCAGUCCAGUCAGGUGGCUCCAUUCGAUAUUUGGUACCGAGUCGACCAUAACUUCCUUGCCAUACGGGAUACCAAGAUCACUCAGUUGAACGGAUGGCGAGGUGGCCCGUACCAGCAGGCUAUAACAGGUGUCACAAUGCUCAACAACGACUGGUACGAUGAGUAUCAAAAGUAUGCAUUCGAGUACAUCCCCGGACAAGAAGAUGGAGCCAUUGCAUGGUUUGUUGGUGACGAUGAGACAUUCCGCAUGUCAGGCAAAGCAACGGGGCCUAACGGAAACAUCGGGCAGCGGGACAUCUCUCGCGAGCCGAUGUCAAUAAUAUUGAAUCUUGGGAUGAGCUCGUCGUGGACUUGGAUCGACUGGGCCACGCUUGGACUGGCCGAAGGAACGACGAUGUAUAUUGACUACGUUCGCAUCUACCAGAAGGAAGGAGAAGAGUCUAUUACUUGCGAUCCACCUGGGUAUGCUACGACUUCUUAUAUCAGGAAGCACCCGAAAGCGUAUCAAAAUUCCAACCUCACCACUUGGGAUGAUACGGGAUACCCGUGGCCAAAGAACGAGCUCAUGCACGGGUGUGAGUGA
Tricharina praecox is the source of this 1503-nucleotide messenger RNA. Its product is annotated as beta-glucan synthesis-associated. Bases 136 to 1503 code for a protein of 455 amino acids. Gene Ontology annotation, cellular component: endoplasmic reticulum membrane; plasma membrane. The record is from RefSeq and is a predicted model, not a curated record. Gene Ontology annotation, biological process: (1->6)-beta-D-glucan biosynthetic process; fungal-type cell wall organization. The transcript has 8 exons. Lineage: Eukaryota; Fungi; Ascomycota; Pezizomycetes; Pezizales; Pyronemataceae. Gene Ontology annotation, molecular function: glucosidase activity.